Messenger RNA from Elgaria multicarinata webbii, 4073 nucleotides. RefSeq names its product MSL complex subunit 2 (gene MSL2). The record is from RefSeq and is a predicted model, not a curated record. Gene Ontology annotation, biological process: protein ubiquitination. The coding region runs from base 143 to 1873 and encodes 576 amino acids. The transcript is spliced from 2 exons. Lineage: Eukaryota; Metazoa; Chordata; Lepidosauria; Squamata; Anguidae. Gene Ontology annotation, molecular function: ubiquitin protein ligase activity. Gene Ontology annotation, cellular component: MSL complex.
GAAGAGCAGGCCCCGGCCCCGGCCCUGGCUGUGACGGGGCCUCGAUGCGGGGCUAGGAGCGCAGCCGCCCCUCGGCCUGCCCUGCCCGGGUGCGGAGCCGUGCUUUCUUCCCAGCCGGAAGCCGUCGGCCUCAGUGUCUGCGAUGAACCCGGUGAAUGCCACAGCCUUGUACAUCUCCGCCAGUCGUCUGGUGCUCAGCUACGGCCCCGGGGAGGAUCCGCAGUGCCUGGCCGAGAUCGGCAAGCUGCUGCCCUACUUCCGGCAGUCGCUCUCCUGCUGUGUGUGCGGAAAUCUGCUACAAGAUCCAAUUGCACCCACCAACUCCACAUGUCAGCAUUAUGUCUGCAAAAGCUGUAAAGGCAAGAAGAUGAUGAUGAAACCAUCGUGUAGUUGGUGCAAGGACUAUGAGCAGUUUGAAGAAAAUAAACAGUUAAGCAUUCUGGUGAACUGCUAUAAAAAACUAUGCGAGUACAUAACGCAAACACCACUAGCACGAGAUAUUAAACAGGCUGUUGACACUUCUCCAGAUCUUUUGACUUUGCUUAAAGAUGGCUCCCCACUCCAUGAAGAUACGGAAAAAGCAUCUGAUGAAACCUUGGCAUUGUGUUUGACACAUUCCCCAUCACCUUCAACCUCAGAGCAUGCUAAUGAGCCUCCAGCGAGUAAUUCUUCUGUACCUGAAAGCACAUAUGACUCUGAGGUGAAAGGCUCCGCUGUUAAUGGGUUGCCCAAUUGUAAUGGGCUUUCGGUAGAUAAACUUGGAGUAAAUAUUCCUUCCCCUGAACAUACAAAUACAAUUAAUGUAUGUAGCCCUGGACAGUACAUAAAAACUGAAGAUAUUUCCAGCACUCUUCAGCCUAUCUGUGACAUAGUUUCCCCUAGUGACUUGUGUGCGACGAGCAUCGAUAUCCACAGUUUCAGCGAAGACAUCAAACCUGGUGAUUCUCUUUUACUUAGUGUUGAGGAAGUGCUACGGAGCUUGGACUCUAACUCAGAAAUCUGCGGUCCUAAUUUGCAACACAGCUUGGAAACCAAUCUAUCCAAUGGUCCUUUUUUGCAGCUUUCUCCCCCACCUCCUAGCCAUAACAUGUUCAUGUCAAUGGGUGCUUCACCUCAUGGGAUUUCAUGUACAGCUGCGACACCUAAAGUAGUCAAAUUAAACAGAAAGCGAUCGCGAUCAGAAAGUGAUAGUGAAAAGGUUCAGCCCCUUCCAAUAUCCCGGAUCCUUUGUGGCCCAACGUUGGGAGCCUCAACUCCUGUAACAGUGAAGCAGGAAGCAAAGAUGUCUUUGCAGCCUAUAGCAACUGUACCCAAUGGAGGCACUGCUCCUAAAAUAGGCAAAACUGUACUGAUACCAAGUAAAAGCAUGAAAAAGAAUCUAGACCAUACCGCCAAGAAAUCUCACCCUAAAUCCAAAUCAGGCAUGCUAAAAACAAAAUCAAAAGAAAAAAAUCCUAGCAGUCAUGUUGUGCCAGGAAGUCCAACAAAAACUGUGUACAAAAAGGCACAAGAAAAGAAGGGGUGCAAAUGUGGCCGAGCUACCCAAAAUCCAAGUGUUCUUACAUGUCGUGGCCAACGCUGCCCUUGCUACUCGAACCGUAAAGCCUGCUUAGACUGCAUAUGUCGUGGCUGCCAAAAUUCAUAUAUGGCUAAUGGGGAGAAGAAACUGGAGGCAUUUGCAGUGCCAGAAAAGGCCUUGGAGCAGACUAGACUUACUUUGGGCAUUAAUGUGACAAGCAUUGCUGUGCGCAAUGCCAGCACAAGUACCAAUGUAAUUAAUGUGACAGGGUCACCAGUAACGACGUUUUUAGCUGCCAGUACAAACGACGAUAAGAACUUGGAUGAAGCUAUAGACAUGAGAUAUGACUGCUGAGUCAUUCUUUUUUCUUUUCUUUUCUUUUUUGGCUUUCUCCCCUGCCUUUGCUAAGGGGACUGCUACAAUUUUGAAGGCAGCUAUGGUUCUGUUUAACUUGCCGGAGCUCCUACAUAUAGAUCACUUGUAUCAAGUGCUUUUCAUUGCUAUGUUGUGUGUUACUGUCUGGGAAAUAGUUUUGACGGUAAUUGCAGAGUUACCCUAAAACUGUCUUUAGUUCUUACAGCACCUCAUAGUUUCAGAUCAAAUGCUAAUGUAAAUGAUUUUUAAUACAGAAUGACUUUUGGGCAAAUACUGACCUUGUUGUACCAGUUCAUGCUUUGUGCUUAAUCAGAGAUUGGUUCAAUAUACAGAAAUGGUUUUCUAGUCAGUCCAUCACAGUUGUUCCAAUUUAUGGUGUAUCCAUAGUUAGUGUCAAUUUUGCAAGAAAUUCAGCACCAUGCUCAUGCUAGAAAUCUAGAAAAAAUGUCACCUGCCAGUCUCAUAAUAACCACGUUAUUUGUGGAUAGGGAAAUUAGUAAUUUAGCACCUUAAACUUGUUCGAAAGUGAAACUUCCUGUAAUUGUCUGAUGCAUAUAUGGUGUUCUGAAGCAAAUAAAUGAUCAAUCUGAGCCCUUCAGUUGAUGUCACUCAAGAUUCUCAAAUAUUUGAACUUCUUUUGAGUAAUAUUUUGAAAAUAAUAGUUGGAGUUCCUUUGUCAUGAAGCAGCCUCCUAAAUUUUUUUAUUACUUUUCACAAUUUUUCUAAACGUUCACAGAUUGAUGUCAUUAGUUUAUUUCAUGAUGUGUCAUACUGUUAACAUUAAUCUUCAGGAUAUCAUUGCUGAGUUCAUUAUGAAAUAGAAACUGUAUAUUUUGAACUGUUAUGCUAGUUGGCUACAAAAUAAAGGCAAUUUAAUUCCCAUGCCAAAGUUACUGAGACAUCAUUGUAUUCUAUACAUUAAAUUUAAGCCGUUGCAGCAGUAUGAAUACCCUCCCACCCUACCUGGCAUGCUACUGCUGCUCCAGACAUGUGACACUGCCAAGCCAUUGACUUUCAGUUGAGGUUCUCUCAUGCCUCUCCUUUAAGAUCUGGUGCUUGGUUUUUUCCACCCCACCCCCCAUGUAUUGCUCUGCUCUUACUUGGCCUGCAGAGUGGGACUGUAUGCACAAAGGUCAGGCACAGCAGGGCCUUGGUUGAAAAUGAAUGAAAUGCUGCAAUGAAGCCAUGUCUGGAACAGCAGUGUUGUGGCAAAGAUGGAAAGGGCAUGGAUAUUGCAGUUAUACUUGGAUCCUACAGGAGCUGCUCCAUAUCCUGCUCAGUGUGCAAGGUAUUUCAUUAGUGUAUUUCUGAUUAUACCAUGAAAAAAGACAACAAACGGUAAAGUUGAAAAUAUACCACUUCAUAUCAAUCCUUGGGAUGUGUUCAUCGAUUUGGGAUGUGUUACAGACUUUUAAUUUGUCAUCUUGCAUAAACUAUGGGCUGACUAGAAUAGAAAAGUUUGAGUUGUGUCCAAUAAGCCUCUCCCCACCAAUGGAAUGGCUUCCACCAGGCAGAAUGAGGAGUGGGGAGAUUCCCUCUCCCCUCUGCAGUAUCACCUCCCCCACCCACCCCAGCUGUCCUCAAAAUCUGCUCUGGAGGGUUAGAGGACCUUCUGGGGCACAUUCUGGGGGAGCUGCAGAGGGAGGAGUAAGUGGAUGCAGACAUCUAUUCAUGCAGUGUUAGAUUUCACGCCUUAACAGUCUAGAUUAAAAAAAUCAAAGUCCCAAAUUAGAGCAAUAUUUCAAAAUAGUCUGUCUAAAGAAGUAAUGCAACAGUUUCAAAACUCCUUUACACUUGUCAUCUAAUUGUUCAUUGAGUGACAUUGUGAGUGAAUUAUUAUGACAUUAGACACUUUGGAUUUGGCACAAAGCAUGUACAAUGAUGGUUACUAGGUCUGAAAAGUAAGUAAAAGGUUUUGGACACCAAUUGAAUGAUGCCUCCUUUUUGUUCUGUAGUGUACCAUGGUGUCAUUUUAUGUGAAUGUGGUCAAAUAGCAUUUUUGUUGGCUUUCCAGUUUGUUUUUCCCCUGUCUUUUCUGUGGGUAGGGCAGGGUGGGGGGGUUAAAGCCAUAGGAAGAAGAAUGUGAUGUAAGUGUUCAGUAUGUACUUUUUUGUUUCUGUUUUGCAAGAAGAGUUGAAAAAAAUAUUUUUGAUAAUGAGAGUAAAUGGUGGAAAAUGCU